Molecule: messenger RNA, 255 nt
Organism: Botrytis deweyae
Lineage: Eukaryota; Fungi; Ascomycota; Leotiomycetes; Helotiales; Sclerotiniaceae
Exons: 3
Coding region: 1-255 (84 amino acids)
Source: RefSeq, a predicted model, not a curated record
AUGGACCUACUUCCUUCCUUUUCUUCGGAAGAAGAGCUUAGCGAAGCCGAAAAACGCAUCCAAAAGGCAAGCAUCUCCGAAAUCGUCAACAAGCAUGGGGUUUGCUCGAGUGCUUUAGUUGCAACUCCAGAUCUUGCUGGCUUGCUUUACCUCUACGACGGGCAAGAGGAGAAGACAAAGCUCGAAACCCAAAGGUUGCCGGAUGAAGCUUACUCAGCUAUCCUCACCACAGGAGGGCUGAGGGAAGCAGAAUAA